Messenger RNA from Fonsecaea erecta, 1212 nucleotides. RefSeq lists its product as hypothetical. The record is from RefSeq and is a predicted model, not a curated record. Lineage: Eukaryota; Fungi; Ascomycota; Eurotiomycetes; Chaetothyriales; Herpotrichiellaceae. The transcript has a single exon. Gene Ontology annotation, molecular function: protein serine/threonine kinase activity. Gene Ontology annotation, biological process: protein phosphorylation; positive regulation of Ras protein signal transduction. The coding region runs from base 1 to 1212 and encodes 403 amino acids.
AUGCCGUUGUAUGUCACAGCGGCCCACUCCUCGCGGGUGAAGAAACCGGCCAAGAGACCCGCUCCUUCUCACUCAUCCUCGGCCUCGUUCGCGAACCUUCCACGCACCAAACCAUCCUUACGCAAAGCAAAGUCGCUUUCUGAUGCCCUCGAAAACGAUCUGGACGAGGGAGAAGAGGGAGAUGAGGAUAGACUGGUUCCUAGUGGCAAGGUCCUUUCCACUGUCUCCAUCGAGUCAGCCAAAGAUGUCUUGACUGCUGUGCAGUAUGCUCGGGCCUCCAUGUUUGCGGCCCUUCCAGAAAGGGCGGGAAUGAACAGUGUCCGUAUCGCUGCGGUGCUGAACUUCCAGCGAAACAUGCCAGCCAUAGUGUCUUUGGCUCAUGUGCACGCUCUUGUUGCGGCGUCGUCCAAAACGGAGAGAGAGAUUGCAGCCUUGCAAGCCGCCGGUAAGCUUCGAAAGAUCAAAGUCACUGGUCGGGGAAACGAUGUUAGUGGCUUAAGCGAGGUGUUGAUCACCAUGCAAGAUCUCCAGGCCUUGCUGGAGCGAAGCGAUGUUGAAUCGGAUGUCCGCGCAGACUUCUGCGAUGUGCUUCGUCGUUAUCCGCGAGCCGCGUCUGUCUCGUCUCGAGAGCUCCCUGCGUCUCAUGUGGCUGCGCUGACCCGAACUGGCUUUCUUGUGUCCUUGUCACUGGCAGGCUCUCGAAACACUUCGUUGGCUGGCUCAUCUCUCGUCUCCGUGCCUAAAGUUUCCCGUGCUGCCUCAGGUUCAUCCGGCGCCGUUGGUGGAGAUGCAGCUUUUGAAAAUCUUGGCGGCGUUGGUGCGGCGAGGCGAUCGAAAUCUUCUUUUCAUCACGCACAAGGCUCUCAAGAAGGAGAGUUGGCAUUAUCCGUGCCAAAUAUCGGCCCCUAUCUGAGACUUUUGCAUUCUGGGCGGAUGCAUCUUCUCCAACUCUUGGCCAAGUCAAAAUACAAAGAGGCUCCGCUCUAUCUUCUCCGUGAACGUUGGGAUGGUGCAGUUGACUCCGAAAGCAGAGUCUCGACUGCGAAACAAGUCAGGGGAGAAUUCUCCGAAGUGAUGCCCUCUAAGACCAAGAAGUGGAAGGACCUCUACGGCCUCAACUUUGACUGGAUUAUCGAGGAGUGCCUUGGUGCCGGGUUGAUCGAGUUGUUUGAGACUCGUAGCGUCGGCCUCGGUGUGCGUGCAUUGACUUGA